This is a messenger RNA of Thermothielavioides terrestris NRRL 8126, 1179 nucleotides long. RefSeq lists its product as uncharacterized. Gene Ontology annotation, cellular component: U4/U6 x U5 tri-snRNP complex; U2-type post-spliceosomal complex; U5 snRNP. The record is from RefSeq and is a predicted model, not a curated record. Bases 1 to 1179 code for a protein of 392 amino acids. The transcript has a single exon. Lineage: Eukaryota; Fungi; Ascomycota; Sordariomycetes; Sordariales; Chaetomiaceae. Gene Ontology annotation, biological process: RNA splicing; generation of catalytic spliceosome for second transesterification step.
AUGGAUUUCGCCUCGCUCAUGUCCAAAGAAAUCGCCAAAGCAAAAGGCGCCUCUCCUCCCACCACCACCACCGCCUCCCCCUCACCGACCCCGGCUGCCCCCACCGCCCCGCCGAAAUACAUCUCCCGGCGCGAAGCCGAGGCCGCGCGGGAGGCGGCCUACCUAGCGGAGCAGAAGGCGCGGGAGGAGGAGCGGGCGGCGCGGGCGGCGGAGAAGCGGCGGCGGGAGGAGGAGGCGGCGCAGGAGGCGCGCGCGCGCGAGGAGAAGCGGCGGCGGCUGGCGGAGGAGAGCCGGGCGCGGCGCGCGGCGCGGGAGGCGGCCGAGGAGCGGGCGCGGCGGAAGAGGUUGGGUCUGCCGGAGGUGCCGCCCUCCGCGCCGCCCGCGGCGGAUGGGGAGGGGCGCGGCCGGGGGCAGAGUGCCGACGAGGAGGAGGAGGGGGAGGAGGAUUUUGUUGGUGGUGUUGGUGGUGGUGAAGGGCACGAUGGGGAUAUUCCGGAGGCGGAGCUGGUCGCCAAGUUGAGGCAGUUGGGCGAGCCGGCGGUGCUGUUUGGUGAGAGCCACGCGGCGAGGGUGAGACGGUACCGGCGCGCGGCCAGGGGCGGGGCGGCCGCCGCGGCGGGCCCGAUCCCGACGUCGUUAGCGCCGGUCGAGGAGAAGGACAUGAAGGUGCCUGACAAGCUGCCGCCUGCGUCGGACAAGAAGGCGCGGCGGUACCUCUUCCGGCAGCUGGCGUCGUACUUCAACAUGGUGCUGCGCGAAUGGGAGGCGGCGCUGGCGCGGGAGAACAACGCGGACACGUUCGCCGGCCAGGCGGCGCAGCGCGCCAUGGUAUCGAGCAAGGAGACGAUGAGGCCCCUGUUCCGUAAGUUUGAGCAGGGGGACUUGGACGAGAGCAUCCUCGAGGCCAUCGUCGAGAUCGUCAAGGCGGCGCAGGAGCGGCGCUACGUCGAUGCCAAUGAUGGGUACCUGCGCUUGAGCAUCGGCAAGGCGGCGUGGCCUAUUGGUGUCACCAUGGUGGGCAUCCACGAGCGCAGCGCCCGCGAGAAGCUUCAUGACGGCGAGCGGGGCCACAUCAUGGGCAGCGAGGUCACGCGCAAGUACCUGCAGAGCAUCAAGCGGUGCUUGACUUUUGCCCAGGUCCGCUGGCCGCCCGAGGAUGUGCGGCAGUUGAUGGGCUGA